UGAAUCGUGAAUUACAGGUGAAUUAAAAAAAGAGAAUACUAUUAUUUCGAAAUUCUACUACUUCAUUUUCUUGAAAACAGUUUGAUAAAGUAAACAGGUAGAUGGACAGUGCUGAAAACAAAAUAAUGAAGAUUAAAGUUGUAUUUCACGAUCUCGAACAAGAACGGGAACAACAUUCAGUGGACGAUGGAGAAGAAGACGAAUCCAUGGAUAACAUUGAGCCGUUACGUCAAACUACUCAGAGAAAAUCAAAUGAAUCCUUGCCAACUUUACUACAACGAGCUCAAUCAAGUGAUUCACCAUUUGCGAUUGGUAAUAAAGAGAAAACGAGCUUGAAUAAAUUAACAUCAUCUCGUUCAUUGAGUCGUGGAAAUGUUAGGAGACCUAGUGAAAUUUCAAUCAAUGAUUUUCUAUCUAUGCCACCAGUGCUUGAAAGUAUAGAUGCUCAGCGUAGAUCGACAUUGUAUUCAGAUGAAAAACACAACCCUUUAGACAGACGUGGAAGUACGUCAUCUGAAGAAAAUAUAGAGAAAAGUAAACCAGAAGAAUCCAAUGAUGAUGAGUGUGGUGCUGUCGAAAAUGAAUGUGAACAUGGAUCACACUGAAACCGAAGGGGAAGGAGGAAAAGAAACACUAGGAAUUGGAGUAUGCAAUAUCUGUGAGAGUAACUUUAUACAAAUGGAGCAUUUUUAUUACAUAUGCUAACGAUUUUUUCUGUUGGUGAAACUAAUUUUCAUGUUUUUGAUUGAUUUCUGUUAUUAUAAUUUGUAAUUUUUUAGCGGGUAUUUAUUUGGUUCAAGGUUGGCAUCAAAU
This is a messenger RNA of Schistosoma margrebowiei, 813 nucleotides long. The record is from the annotation of a GenBank genome assembly. NCBI's taxonomy places the organism in Eukaryota, Metazoa, Platyhelminthes, Trematoda, Strigeidida, Schistosomatidae.